Molecule: messenger RNA, 1679 nt
Organism: Aspergillus ruber CBS 135680
Lineage: Eukaryota; Fungi; Ascomycota; Eurotiomycetes; Eurotiales; Aspergillaceae
Exons: 4
Coding region: 344-1489 (381 amino acids)
Biological process (GO): regulation of transcription by RNA polymerase II
Molecular function (GO): DNA-binding transcription activator activity, RNA polymerase II-specific
Source: RefSeq, a predicted model, not a curated record
AUCUUAUCCGAUGGUUCGUCAAAAAUGACAUGUCUGAGAUUCAACCAACUCGGGUCUUCACGACAUACCGGAUCAGGAUAAUAAGGACUCUAUUCAUGCAUGCCUAUGCAUUGGCGAACUUGGCCCUGUCGGGCGCCACCGACAGUACAGAGUGUGUACCAAUAGUCAUGAUAUCCUUCUAGUAUGAUAUUCCAGUGCGAAUGACCGCACACAACAAGCAUUUACUACUUUGGAUCAGAUGCAUUCGUUAGCCGAUGAUUUUCAUUAGUUCCAGGGGAGGCCAUGUUUAAAUACCGGUGGCCCAGUUUUUCGGUUGUACUUGUUCUAUUCUGUCAGACUAGACAUGUCUUUAAUGCAUGGCAAGUCGUCGCGACAGGACUGUUCUUGUAAGGGUAGACGGACAGUGAAGCGAAAUGAACGCCAAUGCCUCAAUCACCAAUCCUACCACCCAUCCUCUACACGAUCGUGGUCCAAAUCUCGGCCAUCCACUCAACAAUUGUCAAUAGCAAAGACACCAACAAUGACCGACCCCAGUCGAGCAUCAACAUCCCUAUGCCGCUGUCUAACCAACCAGCUCAACAUCAACGACCUAGAACUAAUAAUGCACUGGCACAACAGCACCUACCGCUCCGUCUCCCGAGACAGCACCGUUGAGGGGAUAUGGCAGAAAGCCGUCCCCCAAGAAGCAGUACAGCACCCAUUCCUGAUGCACGGUCUCCUGGCGCUAUCGUCGCUCGACCGAGCGUGCGGUAGCGGUGGGAGGGUACGAGAGGAGCGAGUGAGGAUUGCGCAGCAGCAUCAGAAUCGCGCGAUGGGUGGUCUUUCGGCCGUGCGGAGAUUGGAGGAUAAUCGCAGUUUGUCUACUUGUAACGCCAUGUUUGCAUUAGCCUGCGUGAUGAUUUAUUAUGAUCUUGCGUUGCCUCUCCUGACAGAUCCUGCUGAGGGCCGCUCUGCGCUGGAUGAGUUUUGUCGCGUGCUUGAGCGAGUCUGCGAGUCGAUAGUGGUCAUGGCCGAAGUCAUCGAUCGGGUAAGAGGAGGGGAGCUAUGCCCCUUAAUCCGCGAAGACGGAGUCAGGCCCAAGAUGCCCGACACAUCGCGGUUAGCAAUCCAGUCCCUCCGACGGCGAAACGGGAUACUAGCUACGCGAGACAAAACACACGAAACAGACACCUAUGAAACCACGAUACAACACUUGAGCACUGCCCUGGAGCGACUCGCAGAGGGCGGUGAGCUCACGGUUAUCGCAAUACGUUGGAUAUGGUUUAUCCCGACCCGAUUUAUCGAGCUGGUGAGGAUACGGGAGCCAUUCGCACUGGUGAUCCUCGCGCACUUUGCCGUGAUCAUGCAUUCGUUACGAAGACACUGGUGGAUGGGAGAAUGGGGGAACCGGGUGCUUCAAGACAUCGGACAGACGCUGGAUGCUGAAUGGAGACAGUCUAUUGAUUGGGUUAUCGAUGCGACUGGGUGUUAUAUUCCUAUUUAUGAGUGACGACCGUUUGUUCUUAUUUGAGCUGUUUUUGAGCUGUUUUUGAGCCGUUUUUGAGCCUACUGUUAGUGAUACCAUUUGCUUAUUGCAUAUCUAUGGCACAUUAUGGAUCUCUGAGCACUUGCAGAAAAAGCAAUGCAGAAAGCAACAUGAUAAGCGUAAAGAAUCCCAUUGGAACCUCAUUAAUCCAUAA